AUGUCAAUUGGUUCAGUAAAGUUACCAUUAAAUAAUGAAAUUGAAUUAAUUUCAGAAGAAAUUGAAAAGGGUCUAAAUGAUUCAGCCACAAUAAGAAAGUUUUUUGAAAAAAGGGCACAAAUUGAAGAGGAGUAUGCAAAAAAUCUCCAAAAACUUUGUAAAGCACAACCACAGCUUUUAAAAAUAAAUGGAACAUCAGAAGCAUUUUCAACGAUAGUAGAAAGCACCAAUCAAUAUUCAAACCAUAUUAUAACAACUAUACAAAAAUUUAAUCAAGAUGUUAAUGACCCAUUGGUUGGAUUUAUAAAAGAUUUAAGAUCCGAAUUAAAAACUUUUUCAAAUGAUGGUUUAAAUUUAGCAAAAGAAAGAAAGGUAGUUUUUGAUUCACUAAAAAACUCAAAACAAAAUUAUGAAAAUAUGUGUAAUAAUCCUGAAGCUGAUGCCAUGAAAAUUCAACAAGCAGAGGAAGAGUACAAGGCGCAGGUUCAAGCAUGUAAUAGUUAUCAUGUUGCUUUUCACAAUGAAAAGUUACCCAAAAUUCAAAGUGAAAUUAUAAGAUUAGAAACUGUUAGAAUGCAAAAAAUGAAAACCAAUUUAAAAAAAUAUAUUUCAGAGUUUGAAACUAUACCUCAGAAAUCACAAAGUUCAAUUAAGGAGUCAGAGGAAAUGAUUAAUGCCAUCGAUACUAAAAGCGAUAUUCAAUUAUUCACAAAUUUCAAUAAAGCAAUUAACACUCAAACAGCAGAGUUUGUAUUUGAAGCAUGUGAUCAAAAAGAGAAUAAAAAGAAGAAGGGUUGGAGAUCAACUAUUUCAGUAUUAAAGAUUGGUGGCUCAUUUAUGAAUGCAAAUGCUGGUGGUAAUGGUAAAGACGAAGCAGCUAAUAUUUUAAAUAAUCCGACCGUAUUUAAAGUUCCAAUUGAAGAGAUUAUGUUUAAGCAAAAAUCAAAAUUUCCAAAUCUCGAUAUUCCUUAUGUCUUGGUAUUAUUAGUUAAUUUAAUCAAAAAACUCGACGGUAUGAAGUCUGAAGGUAUUUUUAGAAUUCCAGGCCACAACAGCGAAGUAGCACAAUUAAAGAAAUUACUUAAUGAGGGUGAAUAUACUUUUCCAACUGACCUUUAUAGCAUUCAUCCAUUAGCAUCCCUAUUAAAAUUAUGGUUCAGAGAAAUGCCACAAGCACUAAUUCCAGAUCAUUUUUAUCAAAAGUCAUUGGAUUGCCAUACAAUUGAAGAUUUUAUUAUUUUCUUCAAAUUCCUUCCAGCUACCAACCAAAAGAUUAUAACCUAUCUCUCCAAAUUUUUAAAUGAAUUGGUUUUACCAGAAAAUGCUGCGCAUACUAAAAUGGGUCUAGAGAAUGUUGCUAUUAUUUUUGCACCAUCUUUCCUUCGUUGUAAUGAUCCAGAUUUAAUUUUAGCAAAUGUAGAUAAAGAAAAGACAUUUAUUAAAAUUAUUAUUGAGGGCUAUAAUAGUUUAUCUGAAAUUUGUCCAAUUCAAUUGGAUGAUGUCGAAUCAAAGAUUCAAAUUCCUUCAUCAUCACCAAGAGGUACUUCAUCAGCAUUGGGUGAUACUUCAUCAUCAUCAUCAUCACCAAAUCCUACUUUGGCUUCAUCAUCAUCAUCACCACCACAUCAACCAUCACCUUCCGUCACACCACAACUCGUACCACAAAGAGAACAAUCUUCACCACAACAAUUCAAUAAUAUUAGUAUUGGUAUUACUUCAAAUUCAUCCCCUUCACUUGGUUACCAACCACCACCACCAUUACAAUCUAUUUCAUCAAAUUCUACAGGCUCAAUACAUUCAAACCAUAGUUCAUUUACUCCCCCUCCAUUACAAUAUACACAAUCAUCAACUCAUCUUCCCCCAAUCCAAUUAUUACCUAAUUUUAAAAACUUAAAGAAGGAAGAUCUUAAAUCCAAAGAAAAACCUGAAAAAAUUGAAAAAGUUGAAAAAAUUGAAAAAGAUGAAGAACCUGAAAAUGAUAAAAAGAAAGGUCACAAAAAAUCAUCAUCAUCAUCUCCAAGCUCAUCAAGUUUAUCUCUUGGUAUAUUAGGUAAAAAGGAUAAAGAUAAAGAUAAAGAAAAAGAAAAAGAAAAGGAAAAAGAAAAAGAAAAAGAAAAGGAAAAGGAAAAAGAAAAAGAAGUAGUUUCAAGUGAAAAGACACCAGAAAGAACACCAGUACCAUUGCCAGGUUCAUCAAAUCCAAACCGUAUGUCAUUAAUAUUUAACCAACAAAUUACUCAGCAAUUACAACAACAAAUUCAACAACAACAAUUACAACAGCAAACAAGUAGUACUGGUUCUGUAGGUGCCCCAUUAUCACCACCAUCAAUGUCACCAAGUAUGAUAAGAAGAACAGUUAAACCAAACCUUCCACCACUUCAUGCUAAUUCUUCUCCACCACUUGUCUCGAUGAAAGCUGGUGAUGAAUCUUCUCCAUCAAAAUUAACAAGAGUUCCAAUAGCAGAGUUCCAAAAGUUACAAUUAAAAGAAAUAUCUAGCAGCGCACCAACACCAACAUCAUGCCCAUCCCCAACCCCAACCUCAGGAAAAAGUUUCUUGAAUAGAUUACCACCACCACCUUCACAAAAUUAA
This is a messenger RNA of Dictyostelium purpureum, 2592 nucleotides long. RefSeq lists its product as uncharacterized. Gene Ontology annotation, cellular component: cytoplasm. NCBI's taxonomy places the organism in Eukaryota, Evosea, Eumycetozoa, Dictyosteliales, Dictyosteliaceae. The transcript is spliced from 5 exons. Gene Ontology annotation, molecular function: GTPase activator activity. Bases 1 to 2592 code for a protein of 863 amino acids. The record is from RefSeq and is a predicted model, not a curated record. Gene Ontology annotation, biological process: signal transduction.